This is a messenger RNA of Eruca vesicaria subsp. sativa (arugula), 1132 nucleotides long. NCBI's taxonomy places the organism in Eukaryota, Viridiplantae, Streptophyta, Magnoliopsida, Brassicales, Brassicaceae. The record is from the annotation of a GenBank genome assembly.
GGAAAAGCAUUACUCUUCCAAAUCGUCUCUAGUAGAUUAGAUUGGAUCUGCUGAGUAGGGUGGUGCAAAUGUCUCGCUACGAGUCUCCUUCCUUUGACGACGGCGAGGUUAAUCCGUUUGCGAAUCCUUCAACUGUUCCAGCUGCAGCGCCACAGUAUAACCGUGGUGGUGCCACAACUGAUAUACCUCUAGACUCUGGGAAGGAUCUGAAAGCUAAGGAGAAGGAACUCCAGGCCAAAGAAACUGAAUUGAAGAGACGGGAGCAGGAGCUCAAGCGGAAAGAGGAUGCUAUAGCACAGGCCGGGAUUGUGAUAGAAGAGAAAAACUGGCCACCGGUUUUUCCUCUCAUCCAUCAUGACAUUUCUAAUGAGAUUCCCAUCCAUCUCCAGAGAAUCCAAUAUGUCGCAUUCACAUCGUUUCUGGGUCUUGUGGGGUGCCUCUUAUGGAACAUUGUUGCUGUCACCACCGCGUGGAUUAAGGGAGAAGGUCCAACGAUAUGGUUUCUUGCUAUAAUCUAUUUCAUAUCAGGGGUUCCUGGGGCAUAUGUCUUGUGGUAUCGACCUCUUUACCGUGCCAUGAGGACUGAUAGUGCUCUGAAGUUUGGGUGGUUUUUCUUCACGUAUCUGUUUCACAUAGGGUUUUGUGUAUUCGCCGCGGUGGCUCCUCCAAUCAUCUUCAAGGGGAAAUCCCUGACGGGAAUAUUGCCGGCGAUUGACGUGUUGAGCGGGAACAUAUUGGUUGGAAUAUUCUACUUCAUUGGGUUUGGAUUCUUCUGCCUUGAGUCACUCGUGAGCAUCUGGGUUAUUCAGCAAGUGUACAUGUACUUCAGGGGGAGUGGUAAAGCUGCAGAGAUGAAGCAGGAGGCAACAAGACGAGCAAUGAUGGCAGCUCUUUGACCACACACACACCCUUGAGUCGUAACCCUGAAGAUAACAUACAAACAGAUCUUUUCCUUUCAGUCCUAUUUUUUACUCUAUUUAACUAAGAGUAACAAAACUUUUGAUUUCCUUUUAAUCAUAUUUUGAUUACUUAAAUUUUAAAAAUCCCCAAAAUUCUUAUUUCAUAAAUACGCAAUGUUUGGAUAUAUCCCGCAAUGGGUAACCUUACAACGAGAAAUUAUCAUAUCAUUUCG